CGCCUCCUACGUGGUCUGGAAGUCCCAGGGUGAUUUUACUUGGAACAGCAUGUCUGGGCGCAGCGUUCGGCUGAAGUCGGUUCCGGUGCAGAGCCUCUCCGAGUUGGAACGGACCCGACUGCAGGAAGUGGCUUUUUAUCAGUUGCAGCAGGACUGUGACCUGAGUUGUCAGAUCACCAUUCCCAAAGAUGGACAGAAGAGAAAGAAAUCUUUAAGAAAGAAGUUGGAUUCACUGGGAAAGGAGAAAAACAAAGACAGAGAAUUCAUACCCCAGGCUUUCGGAAUGCCAUUAUCCCAAGUCAUUGCUAACGACCGGGCCUACAAGCUAAAGCAAGAUUCUCAGAAAGAGGAGCAGAGAGAUGCAUCUGAUUUUGUGGCCUCUCUUUUGCCAUUUGGAACCAAAAGACAAAACAAAGAACUCUCAAGCAGUAACUCAUCUCUUAGCUCAACUUCAGAAACACCCAAUGAAUCCACCUCCCCCAACACACCAGAGCCAGCUCCACGUGCCAGGAGGAGGGGUGCAAUGUCUGUGGACUCUAUUACAGAUCUUGAUGACAAUCAGUCACGACUGCUAGAAGCCCUACAGCUCUCUUUGCCGGCUGAGGCUCAGAGCAAGAAAGAAAAGGCCAGAGACAAGAAACUCAGCUUAAACCCUAUUUACAGACAGGUUCCCAGGCUUGUGGACAGCUGCUGUCUGCAUUUGGAAAAGUACGGCCUCCAGACAGUGGGAAUAUUUAGAGUCGGAAGCUCAAAAAAGAGAGUCAGACAGUUGCGAGAGGAAUUUGACCGUGGUAUUGAUGUUUCCUUGGAAGAGGAGCACAGUGUCCACGAUGUUGCUGCUUUGUUAAAGGAGUUUCUGAGAGAUAUGCCAGAUCCGCUUCUCACCAGAGAACUCUACACGGCUUUCAUCAAUACUCUUCCUUUGGAGCCAGAAGAGCAGCUCAGCACCUUACAACUUCUCAUUUACCUUCUACCUCCCUGCAAUUGUGACACCCUCCACAGGCUUCUCCAGUUCCUCUCCACGGUGGCCCGACAUGCGGAGGACAGCGUAAGCAAAGAUGGACAGGAGAUCACCGGGAACAAAAUGACAUCCCUGAACCUGGCUACCAUCUUUGGGCCCAACCUGCUCCACAAGCAGAAGUCUUCAGACAAAGAGUUCUCAGUCCAGAGUUCUGCCAGAGCCGAGGAGAGCACAGCCAUUAUCGCGGUGGUGCAGAAGAUGAUUGAAAGCUAUGAAACGCUUUUCAUGGUUCCUCCGGACCUUCAGAAUGAAGUUCUGAUUAGCCUGCUAGAGACCGACCCCGAUGUGGUGGACUAUUUGCUUAGAAGAAAAGCCUCCCAGUCAUCAAGCCCUGACUUGCUGAGAUCCGAAGAAUCUUUCUCCUUGGAAGGAAGACAUUCAUCUACCGACUCUAAUAAAGCUUCCAGUGGCGACAUCUCCCCUUAUGACAAUAACUCCCCGGUGCUCUCAGAGCGGUCGCUGCUGGCUCUGCAGGAAGACACCUUCCCCGGUUCGGAGAAGCUGUACAAGGUGCCCGAACAAUACAUGCUGGUUGGCCACUUGCAGUCUAAGUCAAGGGAAAGUUCUCCUGGACCGUGGGCUGGAAAAGAUGUGUCAGAGGAGUGCUUCAACAUCUGGGGCACGUGGCAUUCGACUCUGAAAUGUGGAUCCAAAGACCCGGGAAUGACAGGUUCCCACGGAAACAUUUUCGAAAGCAGCUCCCUGCGGCCGGGAUACUGCUCGCUCUCCCAGGGGAACCUCUCUCUGAACUGGCCUCCGGGCCCAGGGGGCCCGACGGAAUUGGACCGUGGGACGCCGGUGAUCCGAAGGACUCAGACCACCGCUGCCAUCCCCGAGUGCAAACCCCACGCCCCUGUGUCACGGGUCUGCAGCACCCCCCAGAUCCAGGGAAGCAGGAAGAGCUCCGAACCCUCCAGCCCCAGGUCCGAGCAGUAUUUGACCCUGAGCAGCGCAGAAGACCUCACGGAGAGCGACUCGGACACGGCCUGGCUCCAGACGCCAGCCAACCCUCCGUAUCAGAGGUCGGGAGAGAGCGGCGGAGACGGCAAGAGACUGCCGCCUCCUUACCCCGGCCCAGGAAAGCCAAGCCCGGCGUCCCCUCAGCAGCCCGGCGGGUCUGCGGCCGAGCAGCUGCUGUGGAGACGGCAGAGUCCAGAGGAGAGCCCAGGACCAGAAGGAGGGUCAAGGACCGUUUCUGCCGGCCACUCGGCCUUCGGUCGAGAGCAGCUGGCCCGCCAGAAGAAACUGGGCAGUGCCCAGUCAGUCCCAGCUGGCAAGCAGAACAGUAAAAACCUGACAGAACCAGACUGGCACGAUUGGCAGAGAGAGCGAUGGCAGAUCUGGGAGCUCUUAUCCACCGAUAAUCCCGACGCCCUUCCGGAAACCCUCGUAUGAUCCCCUUCCCACCCUGAACUGCCACAAGCGCCCCUCUUCCCCCAACUUCCCUCCAGGAGGAAAGGAACGGUGGUUUCCCCACAGCCGGGAAUGUCCUUAGUUUUCUCUACACCAACUAGACUUCAUUUAAAGGGUUGUCUUUCUUUUUAACUCUGUUCGCUUUAAGACUCUUCACAGCACUGUCCAGGUGUCCAUUUAUAAAUAUGUUUCUAUUGUGUAGCUGCCAGCAUCUAAAGAGAGAAGAAUGGAUGAAAAUUUCCAGUUUAACAACUCCACAGACAUCGGCUGGGUGUAAGAUAAAACUGUUGCUUUCUUGUAGCAAAACUGUAUUUAUAUAACCGCGGACUUGAUGAUUGUAUAUUCUGUAUUGGGUUAUGUAUGAUAAUCAAAUAUUAUUUGUUCACCAACAGAAAAACAAAAGGAACAAUUUUGACUGUUGUAUUUUGUUUUUCAAUCACCGCACUUAUGUUACCCCCGAGGAGCAUUGGAAUCCUACACCAAAUGCACAAGCAGGUAUCUGUGCUUUUUACCUCACCUCCUCUAGCAAGAAGCGACAUCCUUCUUUCACUGCCUGAAGAAAACACUAAACACGAGUAAAUACGAAAAGCCAUAUUUUGUACAAUAGUUGUAGUGACCUAGGAAAAAUAUAGACACCCAGUACUUUUUCUUAUAAAUAUGAUUUUUGAGGAAACUUUAUAAUUUGAUACCGUAUAAGAAUAUUUUUUUAGAUUCUAUUAGAAACUAUUCAUCUAAUCAAUUAAGAGGAAGGCCGUGCCUACCGUAAAAGAAAGAUUAAUCCAAAAGUUCUCCCUUCCAUGCUAGGCCAAGUACGGUUUUAUAGAAACAAUAUAUAAUAUAUAUAUUUAUAAUGUAUGAUUUUAUGUAUUUUUUUCAAAGCUACAAACUGGAAUCAAACUACAAUCCAAAAAAAAAAUCUAAAUUUUCCUGUGAAAAUUACACAGCGAUAUGGCUUUUCCUUUUACCCAAUAAGCAUUCAGUAUUAAAAAGCAGUCUAGGGGAUAAAGACAGGGAUUCAGCUAUACUUUUGAAAGAGAGCCUUAUGCAGUGUUUUCUGAAAUCGGUGAUUUAGGAAAGACCCUGGCUCUGUUUUAAAUUUCUGCCAAAGGUUGAGGAAAUGUGUCAAAUGAUUUUACGUUGCAAUGCAAAAAGUUAAUACUACAGUACUCAAGUUUUGGUGUUUUUCAGUUGCAGAACCAUUUAUGACCAGUAUUUUAAGAGAUUUUUUUUUUCACUAACGGGAAAGUGUAUCAUAUACAAGAUUUUUAUAAAACGUGCUAGUCUUAAUUUUCAUGACAUUGAUGACUUUUUCAGUGAUGUCAUCUUUAAGUUCUAU
Molecule: messenger RNA, 3770 nt
Organism: Tachyglossus aculeatus (Australian echidna)
Lineage: Eukaryota; Metazoa; Chordata; Mammalia; Monotremata; Tachyglossidae
Gene: ARHGAP6
Product: Rho GTPase activating protein 6
Exons: 13
Coding region: 50-2416 (788 amino acids)
Biological process (GO): signal transduction
Source: RefSeq, a predicted model, not a curated record